Messenger RNA from Babesia microti strain RI, 834 nucleotides. RefSeq names its product 20S proteasome subunit beta 1. Gene Ontology annotation, cellular component: proteasome core complex. NCBI's taxonomy places the organism in Eukaryota, Apicomplexa, Aconoidasida, Piroplasmida, Babesiidae. The record is from RefSeq and is a predicted model, not a curated record. The coding region runs from base 1 to 834 and encodes 277 amino acids. The transcript has a single exon.
AUGUGUUCUGUGGUGAACGGGUGUGGGAUAGAAUACGUGGAUAAUAUUUCGAAAUUUCCGAAUACAGAUGAAGUUUCUACAGGUACUACAAUUUUGGCUAUGCACUAUGCGGGAGGUGUAAUUUUGGCUGCCGAUAGUAGGACUUCUUCGGGCCAAUUUGUCUCUAAUAGAGUUGCCAGGAAGAUUACUAAACUACUUCCAAAUAUUUACGUGGCACGAUGUGGUAGUGCCGCUGAUACCCAAAAUUUGUCACUCAUCCUAAAGUACUAUGGGCAAGUAUUGCGCCAGCAAUUGAGAAUUUUCAACUACGAACCGCACGGGUCUAACGUCUAUGUUAGAGGUAUGGAUGUAGAUCCAUCACACUCAGAAUCUAACACCGGCAACUAUCAACCUAAUAAUCCCAUCUCCACGUUCAGUUACUCUUACAAACAUGAUCAAGAAUGUGGAUUUAUGGGACCCACCGUAAAUUGUAUAGCUUCAAUAGCUCAAAACUUGGUCCACGAAUAUAAAGAUAGACUGAGGUGUGGAUUGAUAUUUGCAGGGGUGGAUUUUACAGGCAUACCUGAUGUUUAUAUUGUAAUGCCUGGAGGAGCCAAGAUUAAGGUGGAUAGUUUCAUAAGUGCUGGAUCAGGAUCAGGAUACAUUCAAGCCUUCUUACAAAGCAACUAUAAGAAGGACCAGUCAGCUGAGGAAUCUGUAAGAUUGGCUAAACAGGCUAUUUUAUAUGCCACAAAAAACGAUUCUAUGUCAGGAGGGUUGGUUAGAUUAGUGAAUAUUGAUACUCAGUCAGUACAGGAAUAUUGUUUCGACGUCAACACUCCUAUGCUCAAUUGA